AGCUGGGACCUCAGUUCUUCACCUUUGCAAAACGUCCACGAGCAAAUGAGCAUAGAUAUAAAUUGCAUAGCUGUCAUAGGAAAACAGAACAAUCCGCUGUACAUCAAAAACUAUAGUUCGUCACAUCCAGAUCUCAAAUACCACUAUAUAGCCCACACUGCAAUCGAUGUCAUAGAAGAGAGAGUCCUUAAUAACCCAAAGUUGACUGACGCUUACUUGGGCCUCUUGUACGCGAUGGAAGAUUUGGCGGUAUAUGGCUUUAUGACAAACACUCGAGUCAAAAUUAUCCUUGUCAUUGCCGUCACAGACAAUGUCGUAAAGGAUGCCGAUAUUAAAGCAAUAUUCACAAAGGUCCACUCAGCAUAUGUUUCGCAUGUUUGCAAUCCUUUCCAUAACUUGGAUCAAGACUUUGUCGCCAGUAAACGCUUCUCAAAUGCUGUCGAUCACAUAGGACAGCAGAACAGCCGAGCAACAAUAGACGUGUAACAAAACCAUCUUGUUUAUAAUUGAACGAAUACCUUUAGCUCUAAAUCUAUUUUCUAUGAAUUACAAUUCAUACACAUUUUUUGUCAGGAAAAAUUGAUUCCUACUAGUGUGAAUGUGAGAAUUGGUUUGAUCCGCGCUUCUGUAACUUUUAUCCGUAAGACGACAUAUAUGCCCAAGUAAGCCAUCCUCUCCAUAGAUGCUCGCUGCUAAGAUUGGGUGCAGCGACUGUGGUGGCUGUUUGGAUAAGAAGUCAUGUAAAUCUAUCGAAGAAUUGUUGUUAGAAUAAAGAAUUUCAAACCAGAG
Umbelopsis ramanniana AG is the source of this 789-nucleotide messenger RNA. RefSeq lists its product as uncharacterized. Gene Ontology annotation, cellular component: TRAPP complex; cytoplasm; nucleus. Gene Ontology annotation, biological process: endoplasmic reticulum to Golgi vesicle-mediated transport. The transcript is spliced from 5 exons. Lineage: Eukaryota; Fungi; Mucoromycota; Umbelopsidomycetes; Umbelopsidales; Umbelopsidaceae. The record is from RefSeq and is a predicted model, not a curated record. The coding region runs from base 46 to 486 and encodes 146 amino acids.